CAAUCCGUGUUAGUGAAGCCUAUGCAAAGAAGACAUUCCAUCAAACAACCAAAGUCACGGGGCGAAAAUUCAGUAAUGAAUAAAUAUUUCAGCUUCACUUCACAAAAUCAUUUUAAAGUCAAUCGAACUAUUCAAAGAAAACAAGGAUGUUUGUAAUUUGAGUUGUGUGGAUCUUGUCAAUGGUGCUGAAUGUCGAUCAUCAAUCAAAGAUUCUGAACCACUCUUUCUUCAUAGACUGUUGCAUAAGGUAACAAAUUGAGAACCAAAAAAAGAAGUUGAGUUCUUGAAUCAGGAUUUUUGCUUGGUUGUUCUUGAAAAUUGUUAAAAAAAAAACAGUUUCUGUGAUCUGGGUUGUGUGGCUUUUACAAGAAUUUAGUUUGGUAGUGACACUUUGAGACAUUGGUUGGGUUGGUGUUGGUGAGAAAAACAUUCUUCAUUCUUAAGUUCUGCUUUUAGUUUCAUUUAAUUAAAAGAUCUAAUUAUAUGGUUAGUGUAUGAAAAUUUUGGGUUGUGUUAAGAGAUUUAUUUUUACAUGAUAUGUGAGUUUCAAGUGUAGAAGAAAGACAUUGUUUUAAAAGAUGUCAGCGGCGUCGCCGUCUCCGGCAACCUCCAACGUCGCGCCACUUUCUAAUACAGCUCCACCGCCGUCUUCAUCAACUUCUCCUCCACCGAAGUCCUCAUCCACUGCUCCUCCACCGGAACAACCCUCCUCUCCUUCACCUCCUCCAGAAACAUCACCACCUCCGGCAACCCAAACUGCUCCUCCUCCUCCCACCUUGCCGUCGCCUCCACCACCUUCACCAUCACCUCCGUCGCCACCUCCGCCUUCACCAUCACCUCCGUCGCCACCUCCUCCAACCUCGCCGUCUCGUCCUCCCCCAUCGCCACCACCAUCUUCUCCACCUCGUCCCUCACCGCCACCGCAAUCGCCUGUUCCGCCAAAAAGCCCUCCUCCACCUUCACCACCACUAGCACCGUCAGCUCCACCGCCGUCGAAGCCAUCUCCUCCACCGGAUAAUUCACCCCCUCCUGCCACCGUGACACCACCCCGACGUUCACCACCACCACCCCCUAAAAACCGAACUCCACCACCAGCAUCACCGCCUAAGUUACCACCGCCACCAUCACAACCAUCACAACCACCAUCAUCACCACCAUUACCAUUACCAUCACCACCACCAACACCAUUUCCUCCUCCUGCUACACCUAGUUCACAAUCACUUCCACCUUCAAAUUCAACGCCAAGACUACUUCCUCCAUCACCCUCAAUCAUUCGAUUGUCGCCUCCUCCGCCGCCGCCAUCGCAGAAUGGAUCAGAAAAUUCAACCCCUGAAAUUGGAAGCAGUGGUGGAAUUGGUUCUGGUGCUGUAGUAGCUAUUGCUGCUGUGUUUGGUGGAAUUCUAUUGCUUGGCUUCAUUGGAGUUGCUAUAUGGUGCUUGAGGAGAAAAAAGAAAAAAGAUCCUCCUAAUGAUGGUUAUGUUAUGCCUUUCACUCUUCCCUCCUCAACUGAAUCAGAUUCAUCCUUUUUUAAGAUACAUGCUGCCUCUGCUCCUCUUGUAAGUAGUGGCUCUAACAGUGAUGUUGUGCAUACACCAUCUGACCCUGGUGGUGGAAUGGGCCACUCAAGGAAUUGGUUUUCAUAUGAAGAACUAUUCAAGGCCACAAAUGGUUUCUCAACUCUGAAUCUUUUGGGAGAGGGUGGAUUUGGUUUUGUAUAUAAAGGAUGUUUACCUGAUGGGAGAGAGAUAGCAGUGAAACAGCUCAAAAUUGGUGGAAGUCAAGGGGAAAGAGAAUUCAAAGCUGAAGUCGAAAUUAUUAGUCGCAUACAUCAUCGCCAUUUGGUUUCUUUAGUUGGAUACUGCAUUCAAGAUGACAGAAAACUACUUGUCUAUGAUUAUGUCCCUAACAAUACCCUUCAUUUUCAUCUACAUGGGGAAGGUCAACCUGUGCUGGAAUGGCAAAAUCGUAUUAAAAUUGUAGCUGGUGCGGCUCGAGGAAUAGCUUAUCUACAUGAAGACUGCAAUCCUCGGAUUAUUCACAGAGAUAUUAAGCCGUCAAACAUUCUUUUGGAUUUCAACUAUGAAGCUCGUGUCUCAGAUUUCGGCCUAGCCAAAUUAGCUCUGGAUGCAAAUACACAUAUAACCACGCGUGUCAUGGGAACUUUUGGGUGGUUAUAUAUAUUAAUGUAUGUUGCUCCUGAAUAUGUGUCAAGUGGAAAAUUGACUGACAAGUCUGAUGUAUAUUCUUUUGGAGUUGUGCUUUUGGAGCUCAUUACCGGACGGAUGCCUGUAGAUCCAUCCCAACUGGGAGAUCAGAGUCUAGUUGAAUGGGCUCGACCUUUGCUAAGUGAUGCACUUGAAACUGAGGAAUUUGAUAGUUUGGUAGAUCCAAAGCUAGGAAAGAACUACGUUGAUAGCGAAAUGUUUUGCAUGAUUGAAGUUGCUGCUGCUUGUGUUCGACAUUCAGCUGCUAAGAGACCUCGCAUGGGACAGGUUGUUAGAGCUUUUGAAAGCUUAGCAACUUCAGAUCUAACCAACGGAAUGCGAGUCGGGCAAAGUCAGGCAUUUGACUCUGCACAGCAAUCUGAAGAAAUAAGAUUGUUUCAGAGGAUGGCAUUUGGUAGUCAAAACUAUAGCUCAGAUUUUUUUAAUCACUCUAGUUUGCAUAUGUAAAUGAAAUGGCACACUGUUUGUAUGUAGUGGAAGGGUUUAUUUUGGACCAAGAUUGUAGAUAUGGCAAAGGUGCAUUGCUGCUAUUGAUUCUGAAACUGCUGACUGGACUCUAUCAGGUUCAAACAACCAUUCUUCUGACCAAAAUUUAUUGUUCUUUGACAGAAAUUUUGUUGCUUUUAACUAGAAUUUGUAAAAUAUUACUUAUAAUGUAGAUAUUAAAUUGAUUUGUAACAUAGUGAUAAAAUACACGUGUGGCUCUUGGCAUGGCUUUUACAUAUUCUUUAGAAUUUCUUUUAUCAAGGGAUAGCAAGAAGUUACAUGUCUUUGGCAUUUGAAAGGUAGUAAAUUGUAGAAUGGAGCAACAAUUAUGGUAUAUAUUGAUAUGGCACGAAAUCACAUUUGAGA
Messenger RNA from Cicer arietinum (chickpea), 3077 nucleotides. Lineage: Eukaryota; Viridiplantae; Streptophyta; Magnoliopsida; Fabales; Fabaceae. The record is from RefSeq and is a predicted model, not a curated record.